AUGUCCGUCGAUCCUGCCGUUGUCAAGCGUAUAUCGCUAUGGGUCUACGAAGCAGCUUCCGCUUUCAAUAUAUUCUACUGCAUUACCCUAUCAUUAGCUAUCAAGACAUCCAAAAAUAAGUCCCUACCUGCUACUUAUAUCUACAACAUGGCAAUUUCUAACGCCUUACUAGUCAUGUUCGGUGUAGCAGUGUACAUACUCCCUUAUUACAUGUCGGACAAAACCUAUAAAAUAUACCGAGAUACUAUUGGACCCCAGAUUUCUGUUGGUGUUACAUUUCUGUAUCUGCACCCAAUGCUCACUCUCAUAUUGAUGACAAUCAACCGAAUCGCAGUGGUUCUGAGCAUGCAGGCUUCGAAACUGUUCACAUCGAAUAAGAUAUGGUUCUACACCUCCUUGCAUAUGAUUGCCAAUUUCAUAUGUCUUUUGAUUCCAUACUUGAGUGAAUGUCAGAUCAAUUAUGACCAGCGAGCUGUCGGAUUUAUGUCCGAGUGCGCUCCGAAAAGACAUCCGAUUACCACUUUUUCCAACUACUAUUCUGUUUUCUUCCCCUUUGUGGCAUUCUUCUUCAAUGUCCUCGUCAUCAUCAACUUCAAACUACAACGAUCUCCAACCUAUGCCAAGAUCAAACGAAUCCUGCGAGGUGGUAAAGAAGAUCAGUUUGCAACAACUAUGCCUUCUGAUGUAUUAAAAGCAAAGAAGAAAACGGAAAGGAUGUUGAUGAUCCAAGCAUUUAUAACUGCUUUCUAUCUUUCUGUGUACGAACUAACUAGCUUGGUCUUACGCGUUGCACCGGAGAUCUUCAGCAGUUUGUCUCUCGAUGGUAAAAUGGCAUUCACCUAUUUUCGGUUGGCUCAAAUCCCAUGCCACGUCUUCUUGGUAUACUUCAUUUUCACUCCUGUUACCCGGAAGAUAUAUCUUGAUUUUCUCCGGCAGCGUGUUUUUUGUAUGAAGCCAGCGAAGAAGACAAUCAAAGUAUCUACAACUUCCACUUCAACGAGAAAAUGA
This is a messenger RNA of Caenorhabditis briggsae, 1008 nucleotides long. RefSeq names its product Protein CBR-SRXA-10 (gene Cbr-srxa-10). The transcript has 6 exons. The record is from RefSeq and is a predicted model, not a curated record. The coding region runs from base 1 to 1008 and encodes 335 amino acids. NCBI's taxonomy places the organism in Eukaryota, Metazoa, Nematoda, Chromadorea, Rhabditida, Rhabditidae.